GAGAGAAACGCAGCCAGUGCGCUCGCCGGCCUUUCCCCGAGCCGGUGUCGGUUGUUGCUAUCGGCAGAGUUAAUGUGUAAUCGCGGAGCGCCCGCUGCUAGGCAGGACAGUUCAGCAGCCGAUGGCAUCUCUCUUCUUCGGCCCUUUCUAAUCUGAGGACUCGCACCGAAACAGGCCCCCUCCCCCUGCGAGGAGCCAAAGUCGGCAUGAGGGACUACGAGAAGGAGACCGCCUUCCUGGGCACCUGGGGGCCCUUCCAGCGGAUCGUGUUCUUCCUGCUCUGCGCCAGCACGGUGCCCAACGGCUUCAGCGCCUUCUCCAUCAUAUUCCUGGGGGACGCGGUGCCGCACCGCUGCCGGAUCCCCGAGGGCGCCAACCUGAGCGAGGCGUGGCGGAGAGCGGCGAUCCCCACUCGGCCGGCGGACGGCCGCGAGGAGGCGGUUCCCUGCAGGAGGUACCGUCUGGAUGCGAUCGCGAACUACUCGGCGCUUCGCUAUACCCCCGGGGUGGAGGUGAACGUCACCGAUGUGGAACUGGAGGGCUGCGUCGACGGCUGGGUGUACAGCGGCGAGAUAUACCAGUCCACCCUGGUCACUGAGUUUGACCUCGUCUGCGGAGACAACUGGAAGCAGCCCUUCACGUCAUCCAUCUACUUCAUGGGCGUGCUGUGCGGGUCCUUCUUCUCCGGGCAGAUCUCAGACCGGUUUGGAAGGAAGCCGGUCUUUUUUGUGACCAUGGCGGUGCAAACGCUCUUCACGGCGAUCCAGGUCUUCUCCCCUUCCUGGGAGGUGUUCUCCGUAAUCUUCUUCAUCGUGGGCCUGGGACAGAUAUCGAACUAUGUCGCGGCCUUCGUGCUCGGCUCGGAAAUCCUAACGGGAUCCGCGCGCGUCCUCUACUCCUCUCUAGGAGUGUGCCUGUUCUUCGCCUUCGGCUACAUGAUGCUCCCCCUCAUCGCGUUCUUCAUCAGAGACUGGAGGAUGCUCCUGGUCGCACUGUCUCUUCCUGGCCUGGCCUACAUCCCCCUCUGGUGGUUCAUCCCAGAGUCACCCCGGUGGCUCCUCUCCCAGGGAAGGGUGGAGGAAGCCGAGGCCAUCUUAAGGAUGGCUGCCAAGAGGAACCGGGUCCCAGCACCGGAGAUCAUCUUCACCACCGUGGAGGGGGAAGAAAAACAGAAAUCUACACAAGGGGAAACCUAUAGCUUUCUGGACCUUCUGAGGACCAGCAACAUCCGCAACACCACACUUAUAUUGUUUCUUGUGUGGUGGACUCUCAGCAUGGGGUACUUUGGCUUGUCCUUAAACACAUCCCAUCUCCAUGGAGACCCAUACCUCAACUGUUUCAUCUCAGCUGCUAUCGAGGUGCCAGCCUACAUUCUCAGCUGGCUGUCUCUUCAGCACUUACCCAGAAGGCUGUGCUCCGCCCUCAGUAUGCUGCUUGGUGGAGGCGUGCUUUUCUUCAUCCAGCUUGUACCACCUGACAUCCCUUCCCUCGCCAUUGGCCUGGAGAUGUUAGGGAAGUUCGGCAUGGCCACGGGGACAGCCCUGAUGUUUGCCUACACGGGCGAGGUGUACCCUACCGUUUUGAGGAACACGGCAGUGGGCUCCUGCGCCACAGUGUCUCGGGUGGGCAGCGCCAUCGCUCCCUACUUCAUCCACUUAGGCACAUACUACAAGUACCUACCCUAUAUUCUUUUGGGAAGUCUUGCUGUUGUGUCAGCGGCAACCACCAUCUUUCUUCCGGAGAGUUUCAGACGGCCGUUGCCGGAGACCAUUGAGCAGAUGCACACAUGUACCCAGAUGCAGUGUGGGUGGCUGUCCAAGAAACCUUCAACAAGGGAACAACACAGAAACAAAAUCACCCCCGGCAUUCAGCUGUAAUUACAGCAUGAGCAGUUCUCUACACUUCCAACAUUUUUUAUAUAUACACAC
Messenger RNA from Scleropages formosus (Asian bonytongue), 1928 nucleotides. RefSeq names its product solute carrier family 22 member 5-like. Gene Ontology annotation, molecular function: transmembrane transporter activity. Gene Ontology annotation, cellular component: membrane. Gene Ontology annotation, biological process: transmembrane transport. The transcript is spliced from 10 exons. The coding region runs from base 207 to 1877 and encodes 556 amino acids. The record is from RefSeq and is a predicted model, not a curated record. Lineage: Eukaryota; Metazoa; Chordata; Actinopteri; Osteoglossiformes; Osteoglossidae.